Molecule: messenger RNA, 16345 nt
Organism: Drosophila montana
Lineage: Eukaryota; Metazoa; Arthropoda; Insecta; Diptera; Drosophilidae
Gene: tweek
Product: transmembrane protein KIAA1109 homolog tweek
Exons: 22
Coding region: 408-15788 (5126 amino acids)
Biological process (GO): synaptic vesicle endocytosis
Source: RefSeq, a predicted model, not a curated record
AAGCAGCACAAGAUGGGAGUGUUUUCGUUUCGUGUUAUAUUUUUUUUAUAUUUUAUUUCCGCGCUUAAUAGUUGCAAUCAAUUGUGAAAAAUAUAUUAAAACGCGUUUUCAACGUUGCGCGCAUUCAAUGAGUAUAACGGCAAACGCGUCGCUUCGCUGAAAACGGACGAAAACAGUAAACGAAAAGUUGAGACAACGACGACCUCCAAUACAAAGUGGGAAAAAUCGAACUUUGUGCGCGCGUGUGUGUGUGUGUGUGUGUAAUAAUUAAUUUUAAGAAAGAAAAUCAAAUAAACAUGAAAUGUUUAUACAUACAAAUUAAUUUUCCUAAAAUGCAAAGCAAUUGAAAUGCAUCUACGCAGCAAUAACCGCUAAUUUCAUAAACGACCAGAAAAAAAUACCUGAAAAUGGACGUGGAGGAGACAAGCGACAAUGGAUUCCCGCUGGGCUUUCCAGAAGUGGGAACCUGGAACCGCACACACAAUGUACCGCUGGAGAACAUGAAAAUCGAUGCACCCAUGAUUUGGCUGCUCUGCUCGCUGCUGACGACCAUCACGUGGGUGACAUACAACAACUUUUACAACUCGCGCGUAAUCGGCAUGCUGAUCACAAAGAUAGCGAAUCGCUGGUUCAUCAAGGGCGCCUACUUCAAGAUUGGCUCGGUGGCGCUGAAUCCUCUGGCUGGGAAGAUAAUGUUUCGGGAUUUCGUGUACAUAACCUACGACUACACAAUGCGCGUGCAGGAUGGCUAUUUCAUCUUUCGCUGGUGGCGCUCCUACGUGCCCAAGGAUGUUUCCGAGGAUCUCUCGCACUCGGACACGCGGCUGUCGGUGCAGCUAAAUGGCUACGAGCUGCACAUCUACAAUCGCUCGGAUCUGUACGACAAGCUGGAGAAGACCUUUGGCCUGGAGCCGUCACUGCUGAUACCCACGGACGUGGUGAGCAACGAGGAGCGCAACAAGCUGAAGGAGCACAACAUGAACCUGGAGAAUGCGCGCCAAAAUAGGCGCGUGAACAGCGUCAAGAACUCGGAGGCCAUGCAAGCGACCACCUGGCGGGAUUUGAUACCCGUCAUUAAGAUAGACAUCAGCUCCGGCCGCUUUGUCUUUGGCAAUCGCCUCACACCGACCACGCUCUCCAUUUCCAUGGAGGAGGCACAUUGCACGUACAGCACAAAGCCCGCGGUCUGCCGACUCGAUCAUUUCAUGCACUUUGUCAAGGCAAAGGUGGAGAAUGCCAAGGUGCUCUUCUGUCCCAGUCCCAAGUAUACGGGCUUGAUUGAUGAACCGCCACGCUAUAUGGGCGAGGGUUUUGUGGUCAUGAUGUCCAACCAAAUGGACCUGUAUUUCUACAUGGACGAGCCGGGCUUGGUGCCGGAAGAGCCCGUACAGAUUGUGCUGGCCAACGGCGACGUCGUGGAGCCUUCGCCACCCGUUUGGGGCAUCAAUGCGCAUUGCCUGAAGGGCACCGACUUCAGCUACGGUCCCUGGGCGGACAGACAGCGCGAUCAUCUGUACAGAUACUUCUAUCCAUCCGAUUGGAAAGAGGCCGAGGUCACGCCCACACCACAGCCGGGCGAGCUGCGCAGCUAUCAGUCGUUCGAUGUGACGCUGUGUGUGCUCAAUGAGGCGACAAUUGAUAUUCUGUUCUCCAAGGAAAAGGAGACGAAUGCCAUGCACAUAACCGUCGGCCCCGCCUCCUAUGUGGAGGUGACCAUACCCUGGGUAACGCUGACCGACGGCUACACGUCCAAGAUCCAGGGCCAGCUGUUCCACGUGGAGGCCACCACCUCGCUGCAGUAUCGCAGCCUGGCCGAGUUCGAGUCGCUGGAGUACAAGGUGCGCAUACACUAUCCGACUAAGUGGAACGCGCCGCAGGACUGGAACAUCUCGCUGGCCGGCUGCAAGACGAGCGCAUUUAUUGUGUACAAGCACAAGUGCUUCUUCCAGGAUCUGAUCGAGGACUGGGCCAACAAGGCGCGACCCGACAUACUCAGCUUUGUGCCCUACACCUGCAACUUCAACAUACGCCUCAACGAGUUCGAGAUCCUGAUGCUGUGCAACGAGUACAAUUGGAUCGACUGCAGCAGCGCCAACCAGGAGAACAAUCAUCUGGGCUUCUGCGGCGACGUCUUCGAGAUGAGCUUCGCGCUGCCCUUUGAUGAUUUUCUGCCGAAGACUGUGACGCUCAAGUUCUGGAUGCACGGCGAGGGUCUCGACCUGAGCCUGUACGUGCCGGAGGUCUCCUCGGUGCGACCCAUUGUCCUAGCCAUAGACGAGAACGCAAGACUGUUGACCCGCGAGGGCAAGCUGAUCCGCCGGCCGGAGCUCUAUACGAAGAAGUGGCGCAAGAUUUGCCAGCGCAGCGCCGGCUGGAUUGAUUGCUGGGCCGUGCCCAUUCUGGCGCUGUCCAUACAGUAUGUCUAUCAUCCGGUGCCGCCGCUGGGACCCGACCCGCAGGCGGACAUCACCACGCCCGAGAAGGAGGAGAUUCUGCUCAGUCCCAUGCGCAUACCCAAGGUGCGCAAAUCGCCCGUCAGCUGGCAGCAGGCGCAGCAGUCGGAGCAGCAGCAAAACCGUUUCGAUCCGGGCACGCUGACCGCGGAUCAUGUCACCGUGGAGCUGGAGAUCGGCAGCUCCGUGCUGAUGGCCUAUGGCAAUGUGCUGCGCAAUUUCAUGAGUCUCAAGGAGAACAUAUUCGGCGAGGAUCAGAACUUUACCGAUAUGGAGCAGUCGAACGUGAGCCUGAAAGAGACGGGCGUCGCGCCCAAUCCCAAGGAUCAGCUGCUGGCCAAAGAGAAGGAGCUGGCGAACAAGUCCAUAUCAGAGACAACGGCGCCCGAGGAGAAGCGCAAACCCUUCGAUCCGCGCCUCUAUCGCCCGCUGGAGGUCAUGGUCUCGGUCAUCGUUCAUGACAUACAGGCGCACGUGAUGAAGAACUGCAAUCCAGAGGAUCCGCCUUGCCCGGUGGUGCUGAUCGAGCGCUUCGGCUUCGAGAUGAACAAGCGCUACCACGAGACGACGCUGCAGGUGCUCGUCAGUCCCUCGUAUCUGCUCACCGCGGACACGCUGCAGCGCCAGCAGCGCGAGCAGCACAUCCAGCAGGGCCAUCUGCUGCUGUCGGCUGUGCAGGUCCGCGGCCAUGCCAUGUUCAGCAACGAGGGCUGCGCCUUGGACGAGGAUACGUUGGAGUAUUCCUGGCUGGUCGAGGUGCAGCUGGGCAAGCUGACGGGCAAGUUGACGCUGCCGCAGCUGGUGAAUGUGGUCACCGGAUUGGAGACACUCGUUUUGCUCGCCAUCGAUCCGGAGAACUGCCUGAAGUCGCCGAAGACGGUGCGCAACUGCCAUCACGGUGUGCCCAGCAACCUGUGCCCGCACACCAAGGAGGAGAACAAAUACAAGUGCCCCUCCGCCGAGGACAUCAAGUACAAGAUGACGCGCGUCUCGGUGGACGCCGUCGAUGUCUAUCUCAUCGAGAGCGGCACGGCGCUGCAUGCCUGGAUCUCGCCCAUACGACUGGCCAAUUGUAAUCUGCACGGGCAGCGCGUCAAGUCGGGCAUCUCGGGCCUGUUGCCCUCCAUCCUGCUGCGCCUGUUCAUGCUGCACGCGGGCAAUGCGCCCAACAGCAGCUACAAUACGAACACCACGGGCAGCAAUCGCUCCGGUAAGCUGCGACGCGCCGACCAGGAUUCGCUCAAGUCACAGGAUGUGCCCAGCACUGGACACCAUGCUGCCGCCGCACAUAAGCCCGGUGGCAAGCGCAGCUCCAACUCCUUCUCGCAGCGUCGCGACUCACGUGAGGAAGCCGCACGGCAGUCCAAGCUGCGCGACAACAUGGCGGAUGCGAAUGCCGCCAAGCGCACGCCGGAAAUGGCAGAGCUCUGCGAGAACUGGGUGGAGGUGGGCUGCACCUCGCUGGGACCCAUACUGCUGGAGGGCGCAUCCGCGCUGCCCAUACCCGACCACGAGCUGCAUCUUGUCCAGCACAACUUUCUGCGCGAACAUGACGCCAAGUUCAAGCGUUUGUGGUUCCUAUGGUCCAACAAUGGCAACGCGCUCAGCUCGGGUUCGGAGACCUCGCGCUGCGGCUGCAUCGGUGGCUGCGCCUUCUUUGGCACCAAUCGCAAUGGCCAAAAGUUCUUUAAGCCCACGGCGCAGGAUGUGCACGACAACUACAAUAUUGCGCGCUACUUCAUAAUUAACAACAACAAGGACUUUGGCUUUGGCGAGAGCAUUUUGCAUCAGGGCCAGCUGGUCUUCCACACGCCUCCCUAUAGCCUGCACUGCGUCUCGCUCUACGAUGCGGAUGAUUUCAAUGGCAAGGGCAAGCUUUAUAGGCCCGCUGUGGAGCUGCGCAACGGCAGUCUGAAGAAGUCGGAGCUGUUCAAAAUUGGCGGCGGCGCCGUGGACAAGCCGGAGCUGGCCAGCAGCCGCAACAGGUCCCGCGAGAGCAUCGCCUCGCCCAAUACGCUGGAGCGGCGCAGCAAGCGCUUCACGUGCACGCGCCAGACCUCCGUGGAGGUGCCGUACGCGCGUCUCCUGGACAGUCCCUCCAAGAAGCUGCAGCUGCAGCAAGAUUCCAUCGAGAGCAGCAGCGCCGCCAGCAGCCAGCGACGCGGCUCGGAUUCGCACAGGCUGCGCGUGUCGCCGCCCAAGACAAGCAUCUCGGACUCCAGGCUGACCGGCGAGGCGGCGCUCGAUGAUGAGCAUGAGAUACCCGACGAGAUGUCGCACUCGGCGCCGCAUUCUCAUCCUCUCGAGUUCGAGAUAGCGGACAUUGUACUGCACGCUGGCGAUCAGAUGCCGCGCGAGGUGCAGCGCACCAUAUCGCUUACCUCGGAGAAUCCCUCCGAGAUGUUCUUCUCCGCCGAGGAAGACAUAUCCAAUGUACUCUCACAGCGCGGCUCCAUGAAGCAGCGCAGCGCCAAUGGCUCCAUCAUAUUGUCGGGCCGCAAACGUUUCUCCUCGGACUUCAGCAUUGGGGAGAAUGGCAGCCACACGUUGCCGACCUACCGCAGCGAUCUGGAGAUCCAUGCGCCGGAGAGCAACAAAACGCUGCCCAAGCGGCCGCAGAGCACCACAGAACUGGCGGAUUCGCGUGGCUCGUCGUCGGGCACGCCCUCGCUGUCCUCGAACUCGUUCAUCUCGGCCAUGUCCUCGCAGGAGGACGUCGCUCUGGUCAACUUGCAUCAGCAGGUCAAUCGACCCAUCAUCGAUUCGCCGCUGCUGAUGGCCAGCUACUUGAAUCAUUUGUCGCAGGUCAAGUGCUUCAACUGGAACGCUUGCUCGUUUCCGCUCGGGCCGGACGUCUUCUCCACCCCGCUCUUCCACGAGAACGAGGACGGCGGGCUGACCUAUAUAGGCAGCAAAAUGCUGCCGCAUUUCGACUUGUACUCGUGCUGGCGUGAGAUCAAAGUGGUGCCGCGCUAUGAGAACACCACCGGCAGCAACAGCUCGGCCACUUUUAUGGGUGGUCCCAAGUCGCAUCCCUGGGAUCCCAGUGUGCUGCUCAAGGAGGAGGAAGCGGACAAGACAACAAACGGUUUCGACGACGGCGAAUUCAUGAGUCUCCAAUCGGAGGGCGGCGCGGCCUGCACCUCGGUGGUCGCCAGACUAAAAGGACAACUAAAUAUAUUCCUCACGCCUCUUCUGCCAGAGGGCUUACAAAGAAUGGUUGAGGCUGCUGUGCCGACGAUUCAGUCAAUGCAUCUGCUGUCGGUGGUUAACUUUAUACACGCCUCGUGCAUAGCCAAAGUGAAGAACGAUAAUAUACUUAAGCGGGAUCAGAGUCUCAGCUACUGGUCGCAGGUGCACUCGAAUUCCAAGCGCUCGACAACCGAGCGCCACUUGCAGGGACCCGGCGAUUCAUUUCUGAGCGAUGUCUACGAGGAGAGCAUAUCGACCAAGACCCAGGGUCUGAUUGUGCUGCCCAAGGUUAGCAUAACCAUGCUGCAGUCGUCCAUUGUGGAGGAGAUCAUAUCCGUCGCUGCGCUGGACAAUGUGCAGGAUCUCAGCUGCGUCUCGCUGCUAACAUUUUAUAUGGAGGGCAUCUCCACGAAAUUUCACCUGGGUAAAACCACACGCGCCUCCAUGCAUAAUGUCUACAUCCAGCAGACGGUUCAGUCGGGCAGCAGCCACAAGAAGGGCGGCAUUAUGAAGGGCACGCGGGCGCUGCUGGCGCAUCUCUCCUCGCAGACGCGACCCGACAAUGUGCAGGGCGAGCCCAUACUCAUAGAGACCUCAGAGAAGCAGCUGGAGGAGCUGGUCAUAACGCUGGACAUUGGACGGGCGCAUGCGCAGCUGCGUCGCCUCAAGACCGAGGGCCAGUCGUGUGCACCCGAGACGCCCGUCAUCGUUACAGCCAUUCCGGAGCACAAGAGCAAGGUGCUGUUCGAGUGCCUCAAGAUGCCGGAGAGCACGGGCAUUGAGAGCAUUGGCUACAUCAUGUUCGAGUGCGGCCUGGAGGGUGUGGGCGUCAAGAUUGUCAAGCGCUCACAUUUCGAGAAAUCGGAGAACAGCAAAGAGGAGCUCGCCGAGAUGACAGGCGGAGCCGAUGGCGUUGCUUCUUCCGGCGGCGGCGGCUUCAAUCUCAACGAGCUGGUCGUCGGCUCGGGCAGUGAAGCCGCAGCGCCGACCGCAGAUGGCAGCGGUGCCACUUCGAAGGCUGAGGCCGCUUGGCGUUUGAUAACCAAAAAGCCACCAACGCCAAAAACACCCAAGGAGAAGUUCCCCCAUGGUCUGGACAGUGUUAUUGUCAGCGAUAGCGGCCCUGCGGCUGCUGAGCAUGGACGCAAGGCGACGCCCAAGCAGCCGGCCGAUGAGGAUGUGGAGAAGGGUGGAGCGGGCGCCGGCGGCAAUGCGCAGCAGGCAGGCGCUGCGCAGAAGCAGAGCGGCGCUGGCAAAGAUGGCGCCAAGGAUGGCUACGACAAGGCGCUCUCGAAUGUCAAGGGCACCGACAAGACCUCCUCCUGCGUGAUCGAGCUCAAAUCCGUGUGGUUUAACUUUGCGGCGCCUCCUUGUGUGCCCAUCACGCGCAAAAUCGACUUGACGCGCUUGGACUGGAAUCUGCUGAGCACGGCCUCGCCGGCCAUCACAGCCUGGAUGAAUCCCAGCAAUCGCCUGGCCAUUAAAAUUGUGUCCCUCAUGAAGGUGCUGCACACGCGCCAAACGGCUGUCGCCGCCUGUCUCAUGGCGGACGCCAUGGAAAACGAGAAGAUUCAGCGCAAUCCAAAGAUCAAGAAGAGUCGUUAUGCGAACAAUUAUACGCUGCUGUCGAAGACGCUGCAGGAGGAUCCCAGCUGUCAGCUGUGCUACAUCAUGCAGAAACUGGUCCUGGACGAGGGAGUGCAGCGCAUCGAGCAAAUCUUUCAGCAUGGCGAGGUGCCGCAUCUGAAUACACUGCGACAGGGCAUCAUUGUGCUGAGUCGCCAGUGGAAGAACACCUUGUACAACCCGAUAUUGUUUGAGCAUCAGUACAAGAAUAAGCUGGCGCGUCCGAUAAAUGUGACAUUCUCGUUCCCGCAGAACGAGGAGGAGUGCGAGGCGGAUGAGUGUGAAGGUGAUGUUGAAAUGGGCGCCUAUGCUGGCGCCGGCGAGAAUCCGGAAGAGAACAACACACAAUAUGGUGGCAUGUCCUAUGCCCAUGAGGCGCCACACCAUGGACCUGCAUCCCAGCGAUCGACCUCGACGUCGCCCAACAUGCACCACACACGCCGUGGUCUGAGCAAAGUGCACAGCAAAGCCUCGAAUUAUUCACAUGGCAAUUCGUCUCGUUCCAGCAUACAAAUGCUGCCCAUUAUAUCGGGUCUGGUGGAGAAACAGGUGCCAGAGUUUGAGUACGGCGCUUUGCAGGAGGGUUCCCUCAGUUCGACGAACUCUGUGAACAAGUUUUGGCUGGGCGCUGAGAAUCACAAGGAGGACUUGUACUUUUGGAUGGCCAAGCAACAGGACAACAGCAAAAAGAAGGAGCAUGCCGCCGAAAAGGAGCAUGCCCGUCCCGCUCCGGCCAAGCUGAAUGGCCAGACGCAUUCGCGCAGCGCCAUCAUGCAGGACUCUAUAAAGCUGCUGGAUGCGCAUCUGAUCUUUGAGCCGCUGCUCACGUGCCUGGGCGUAAUGCCACAGCAAAUGAUCAACAAAUUCUCGAAUGCGGAUAUCUCAUCGCUGGAGAACUUCGGCACGAAUCUCUCCCUCAUUGGCACCUUUGAUUCGAUACGCGUGGACAUUGUGGUCAGCGAGGCGGGCGACAAGAAAACGAACACCAGCGCAAAGCCCGCCAAGCUCAGUAAGAAAUCGAAUGGCGGACGUGCAUCCAUCAUGAUGGACACUCCGCUCUUUCUGUGCGAGCGCGUGGGCGUUGAGCUCGAGGUGCUCAAAAUGUCCGACGGCAUGGUGGAUCAGGCGCGACAGAAUGUCAUCUACAUGUCCCGUCGCCAGCUCAAGAAGCACACGAGCACCGUGAUCAACUUCAGCCUGAAUGUGCGCUUCAUCUCGCAGCAGGUCAACAUGCCGCUGCUCCGGCUGCUCCAUCAGAUCUGCAAUAUGUAUCAGAACGUGAAGGAUGCACAGAACGAGUUCCACGAGCAUCCCGAGCUGAGCAAAAAGAGCCAGACCAAGGACGAGUGCAGUUUGGCCUCCGAGCCCACGGAUAUGCUAGCCUUCGCCUCGGUUGCGGAGCGUUUCGUAUGCCACGGCGCGAGCUUCUCGGACGAGCGCUAUGACAAAUUCAACGAGACCAUGCCGACAAUGCCCACGACUGGACGUAGUCGUGGCGGUGGCCUGGCGCCAAUUAUACAGUUGACGCCGUCGCCCAAUGCCAAAAAUCGGCCGCAGAGCUUUGCGCAGAAGCUACGCUCCACGGGCAAAUCGGUCAAGGGCAAGCUGGGCUACACCAAUCUGAACGAGUCGAGCUCGUCGCCGCUGCGGGACAGUCCCACAAUGUCGCUGCACGAGCAGAACAUACUGAAGCUGGCCACGGAGUCGAAGGCCUCGCUAAAUGGCGGCUGCGCGACCAGCGUUAGCGGCGACUACAACAACACGCUGACCAAGUCGGGCAUUGCGACGCUGCUGCCGCCGCCGCUGCUGGAGACGCCCAACUGCUGGAAGACCAUCUACCAUCUGCUGGAGCUGUACGGCACCAUGCCGGAGACCAAGACGGUCGUGCAGCGCAGUUCCCUGAACGAGCACAAGAAGCCCGCGCCCAGUUUUAGCAACAACGACGAGGACGAUUUGACCAAUGCGCCGACGCCGCUGCCGCAGCAUCGCGACAUGCAGCUGGUCGAUGGCGUGCCGCAGGAGCGAACGCGUCUGAUCGUAUUUGGCGUGGCCAAGAUACACAAGACGCGGCUGCUGGCGACGCUGUCGGGCCUGAAGCUGGAGUCGGAAAUAACCACGCUGAACAGCACGGCAACCUGGCGCAAGAAGGCGCGCCCCGUUUCCCUCGAAUGCUCGCUCACCGGCCAGGUCGGACGCGCCAUGAUCGUCUUGCUCGAGGGCGUGGCGCCCAGCCAGCAAACCGUCGUCAAGGUGACCGUGGGCAAGAGCCAGACGCUCUACUCAAGCCUUUCGAAGCGCGGCAAGGACAAGAACAGCGGCCUGGUGUCCAUUGGCCCCGUCAACAUAGACAUACCACAGCAUCCGGUGGCACUGCACGGCAUGAUGACGCGCAGCUCCAAGCAGCUGUCGUCCACGCUGCAGGAGCUACGCGUUAAACGCAACUCGGGCCGAUCCACGCUGCGUUCGCACACGGCCGAGGAGCCCGAGUCGCCGUUCCAUGCGCGCAACUCGGGCGGCGCCGGCAGCGUCGGCGUGGGCACCGCCAACAGCGAAAUGCGGGAACGGACCGUCUCCGGCGGCGCAGCACAGCCGCAGCCACAGUUUGCGGCACGGCGCUCCGCACGCCUGCUGCAGUCCAAGCCGGCGGCGGCGGCGGCGCAUCAGAAUGGCCUUCUGCAGCCGCUGGUCAUGCAGUUCAACGUGCUGCUGCAGAGCCUGUCCAUUAAUGCGGCGCUGCUGCCUUCGCUGCAGGCCCAAUACCGCAUGAACCAUGUCAGCUCCAUGGGCGUUACGGGCCAGCGCGCCAAGUUUGUCAUCGACUUGCCCACGCACACGCUCAGCUUCAAUACCAAGAUACAGAAUGAGAUGAACCUGCCGUCGGAGGCGUGCAUUGGCCUGCCGCCGGUGCAUGUGCUGGCGGAAUAUAUUCCGGACAAUCGACAGGAGCACACGGAGAGCGUUGAGGGUAUUGUGUUGCGGCAGGGCGGCUAUGUGAAUGCCAGCGCCGAGAUUGGCGAAUUCGAGCGCUGUCUGACCACGGAUCUGCUGAACCAUUUGGUCUUUGUGCAGAAGGUGUUUAUGCGCGAGAUCAACGAGGUGCUGCAAAAGGUCUAUGGCGGCGAGAAGCCGGUGCCCCUCUGGACAGAGGAGAGUGGGGACAAUGCCAGCGUGCAGGAGUCCACGCUGAAGCGCAUACUCUUCUCCAUCAACAUAUCGAUGAAGCGCAUCCAAUUGACGGCCACGACGCCGUGCUCGUCGGCGGUGCGCUUCGAGACGGGCACGUUGGAGCUGCAGCUGUCGAAUCGUGUCAAGAAUUUGGGUGAUUUGAGCAAUCGCAAGCUGUUCUUUAAGGCGCACAUCGAUUUUAAUCUGUCGCUGGGCCAGAUCAUAAGGAACGUGAUCUUUGACGAGGCGGAGCCAGAAUUUCAGCAAUAUGCCUUUUUCCAUACGACCAUCGGACUGCGUAACGCCUUCCAGGAUGAGCUGCCCAACGAAGACAAGGAGCUCAUAUUGCUGACGCUCAAGCGUCCCCUGGUCUACGUCCAGCCGAUAGCCGUGGACAAGGCCAUAUUGGUCUGGCUGAACUACAAGAACGCCUACGAGUAUUGGGCCGAAAAGCGCGCCAAUCUCUGCUACGACCACACGCCCCACAGGGACACCCAACAGGUAUUCGAUCGCGUCGCCUUUGGCCAGAUCGCCAGCACGAAUCUAUCCACAUUGUUCCUGCAACUAACCGUCGAGGAUAUGGGCAUCUGUUUGCCCCUCAAGCAGGUCAACACGGUGUCGUACGGCAGCCGUUCGUAUCAGGACUUUGAUGCCAAAGGCGCGGUGGUCAUCACGCUGGAGAACACGAUCAUCUCAGCGUGCAACUCGGGCUCGCUGGUGUCCAAGGGCAAAUUCCAGGGCUUGUGCCUGCGCUUUGCCGAUGACUUUGAGACGAAUCUGGACGAUUGGAAGCCCAGCUGCGUGGAGCCCAUCAUGAAUGUGUGCGUCGUCUCCGAGGGCACCUUUGAGGUCUGUUCGCGCACCACGGCCGCCAAGAAGGGCGAGAAUGCCAAGUGGCUGCUGAAUGUGAAAUGGCAAAUGGAGGGCGUCGAUAUCCAUUUGGAUGUGAACAUUGGCAAGCAGCUGUCCUCGCUGGGCCACACGCUCACCAUGCUGACGGGCUUCGAGGAGGACGACACCCAAAUGGAGUCGCCCGACAGCGACGAGGGCGACCAGAGCAGCCGGGACACGUAUGUGCGGCGACGCGGCGAAUUCGACAAUCUGCCCGCCUUUGUGUUCGAUCCGACAAUCGAUUCGAAGAAGCGCUCGUUCAUGAUGGAAAAGGAAAUGGCCGAGCAGCUGAAGAUCAUCAACGAUUUGCGCACGCUCGGCGCCUCGCACAACACCGUCGCGCACGAGGAGCGCCGCCUGCAGGAGCUGCAGGCCAUUUGCUACAAGUACUUCCGCCGCGACAUGAUCCAAAAGUGGAAGCGUCCCUCGCUGCGCCGAUCCCUCAAGAACUACAAUCGCUCCCAGUCGUACAUUGGCAGCGGCGGCGUCGGCUGCGUCGGCGGCGUUGUUGUCGGCGGAAUGCCGGGCGUUAGCCUGGCCGCCCGGGAGCUGCCGCUGGACAAUGGCGGCUAUGCGGGCAGACGCCUGGACACGAUCGCCUCCAACGACGAAAUCUCCAGUUUGCAGAGCACGCCCGCCUCGUGUCAUUCGCGCAGCGCUUCGCUGAAAACGGGCGUGGGCCGGGUUACCUUUACGGAUGCGAUGCGGCAGACAUCGCUGCCGAAUGCGGACACCGACACGGAGACGGCGGACAAUGAGCUCGACUGGCGCAGCGUCGGGUUCCAGGGCGACUGCACCACGCCCAGCGAAAUAGACGUGGAUGGCAUAUCCGUGGAGAUGCGGCGCAAGCAUGCCCAUGCUCACGCCCUCAAACAGCAGCCGGAGCCGAACAUUGACUUCGAGCUGGACGUCAAGGUGCUUGUGAACUCCGGCAAAUGUGUGCUGCACACGAAGGACAACCACAGCGGCGAGGAUCGCGCCGCCUAUGGCGCAGCUGGAGCUCCCGCCGCCGCCGCCGGCGGAGCCAGCGUGAAGACGCACAAGCGCGAGCGCAGCAUCGGCAACGACUGGGGCAGUCCGACGCCGUCGCGCCGGCAGCGCGACAAGAGCAAGCUGCGCUUUAAUGCCAGCGCCCACAACAAUGCUCUGCUCGCGGAUCUCACCAUCUUUCACAUACCCGGCCUCGAUGUCAAGCUGCACUAUCAGUCACGCACGCUGGCCGAUCCCGCAGAGCUGCCGGGGACGACUCCGGCGGCGACGGCAACUCCGGCGGGAACUCACAUCCGUCGCGUUGUGGGCAACAAGCGGGCGACGCUGAGCGCCUGGAUGACGCUGCAGAGCAUACCCGAGGAGACAAUCAUAUCGCCUCACAUUCUCGAGUUUCUCGAGCAGACGCUGGAGCCGAUUCCCGCGCGGCAGACGAACAGUGUGCCGGCCACGCCCACGCACACAGCCCCCGUCAAUCUGGACAUAUUGCCAGCGAAUUAUGCGACCUACGCCUCGUUUCCCGUCGAUGUCAUCGUCUACUUCCAUAUGCAGCCGUCGACGUUUCGCUUCAGCUGUUUGCCCGUGUCCCGGGUCGAGUGCAUGCUGCAGCUGCCCAGCCUGGACAUUGUAUUUAGCUCCAAGCGCAGCGGUGACGAGGAGCAGCAGCAGCAGCAACAACAGCCGCCGGCGGAGCCGCAGCUGCCGACGGGCGGGCUGAGCGUGACGGGCUGCCUGGCCGACUUCAAUGUGUACAUCUUUCAUCCGUAUGGCGGCAAGAAGACCUCCAAGGAGACGCAGUUCUCGCCGCUGAGCGACACCGAGCGCAAGGAUUCGCUCAGCAUCAAUGUGGAGUUUGUCAAGUUUCAUAUCACGCGCUGCCGCAAGGUCUAUAUCGAGCCGCUGCCCAGCUCGAAGCGCGCCUUGGAUCAAUCCCGCGCCGUCAUACGCUUCUCCACAAUUGUGGACAUUGGCAGCGCCAGCUUCAAGUACGAUAUGCGUCGCCUCACCGAGAUUCUGGCCUUCCCGAAAGCCUGGUACAGGCGUCGAAUUGUCCGACGUCUCUUCCUGGGCGAUCUCAGCGUCCAGCAGCAGCAGCAGCAGCAGGCGGGCGGGGAGACGCCCACGGGCUGUGCGCCGGCCACGCCCACGCCGAGCGAGGGUCGCUCCAAGGAGAAGCUGCGGUUGGACUUUGAGGGGCAGCAGACAACACAACAGCAGCCUGUCCAGCAACUGGGCCACUUUGGCGCGGUGCGCAAGCUCAAGUCCUUGGGCAAAUCCUCAAGCGCCGAAUCCUCUGGGACGCCGCCCUCGGAAAAGAAUCAGAUUACCGCCUGGGACACUUUGGUGAUCUUCGCUGUGAACUUCACCAAGCUCAAUGUCCAGAUGAACAUUGGCAAUGUGUGCGGCAAUGUGGUCUGGCUGACCAAGGACUUCCGUUCGGACGGACGUCUGUCGAUUGGCAGCACGGGCUACAAGAACAUGUACGCGGGCAUCUAUUUGGGCGGCUCGGCUCUGGAUGCCAAGGGCGGCAUUGUGGGCGGCAGCUUUGAGGUGAACAAAAUCAACAAACGCUUUCACAUCAAGGAGGAGGCCGGCAUGGAGCCGUAUCAUACGCUGGGCCUCAGUUUCAUGGCGCUGGAGCUGCGCCUGGACUAUAUGGGCACCUCGGUGCUGAUGACGCGCAUCAGCACCUUUGCGGCGGCCAUGAAGGACGAGUGGCGCACGGCCACGCAGGCAGCUGCCUGCGGCAAGGAUCAACCGCGUGCGCUCAUCUUUAUACAUGGCGAUCUCAGCUGGGAUCAGCUGCAGAUCAUGAUAUCCAAAUCGACGACGGCGGAUCUCAUGAAAAUGUACUAUAAGCUGGAGGAGUUCUUCACGCAGCAAUUCAAGUCUUCGAAGCGCGUCUUCUCCAGCCUCGAGCCGCGUCUGCAGGAUCGCACGGCGAGCAUCAAGCGUCGCCAGCAGCUCAAGAAGAAGCCCAACGGCGAGCUGCCACAAGCCGCCGCCGCCGCCGCCGCCGUCAACUACUGCGGCGUGGACAACACGGAUGCGCGGCAUCAUCGGCACUGGCAGAAGCCGCUGGCGCAGGCGAUUGGGCUGGUGGUGCCGUCGCUGGUGACGCGCCUGCCGCGACAUGGCAAUGUGCUGGGCGGCACCGUGGAGCUGCGCGGCCAGAACAUUUCGCUGGCCUGCUUCCAUGGCAUCAACUUCAAGUCGAAGGCUUGGGCGUUGUUUAGCCUGAAGUCGCCGUCGAUUAAUUUUGCCACCGAGGCGCGUCAGAUCGAGGACAGCAGCGAGGUGCUCGUCACACAGACGCUCACCUCGUGCCUGGGCCAGACGACGGAGGUGCAGCAGCAGCAGAAUCACUCGAUGGCCAUUGUCAGCCGCAUCACGCGCAACAUCAUCUUUCCGCCGCAGUUCAAGACCCUCAACGAAUGGUUCCACUACGCGUUCGCCAACAGCGAAAUCGACGCUGUGGAUCGCUUUCCCAUGCUGGAGUGCGAGCGUGAGAUAGCCUCCAAUUCGAUUGAGCGCACGCGCGCCACGGGCAGCAGCAGCUCGGCCAAAUCGCAGGAGCACAAUCACAAUCGCGAGGUCAUCUUCGCGCUUCCCAGCCUCCAGCUGCACUUCAAGACCGAGCACAAGCAGGGCGCAAGCACGCCCGAGCCAAGCGAAUCGAAGCCGGAAGUUUUGUGCAGCUUCAUAACGGAGUUCGAUGAUCACAUAUUUGUCACGGUCGAUGCGGAUGCGUUCUUCUUUCUACACGAUCUGAUAACGUCCUAUGUCACCGAAAAGGAGAAGGUGCUCGGCGCUCAGUCGGCGCGCGCAGCCUCGCCAAAUCUGUCGCAGAAGGCCAACCUCAAGCCCUAUCUGACGGACGAGAUACUCAAGGAGAAGAAAACCGCUUCCAAUACGAAUUUGACUGUACAAAGCCAGCAGCUGGGCGGCAGCAAGAGCAGCCUGGACCCACUGCAGGGCAGUCAUACGAAUCUAGCGACAGCUGCGAACACGGCGGCAAAUGCUGCCACAACAGCAAACAGCACGACAACAACAACAACGACAGGCACGACGGCGACAACGACAACGAAUUCGGCUGCCAGCGAAGGCAAAGAUGCGGCCGGGCAGACCAAGCCCGGCGUGGAGCAGCUGCCCAGCUUUGAUAUCGAGUCCUUUGUGCGCGAUUGGCGGCAUUUUGACUGCCAGACUUGGCAUCUGGAGCCGACGGUGCGGCUGCUGUCCUGGGCCGGCAAAUCGAUUGAGCCAUAUGGCGUCGAUUAUAUACUCAAUAAGCUGGGCUUCAGUCAUGCACGCACCACCAUACCCAAGUGGCUGCAGCGCGGCUUUAUGGAUCCCCUGGACAAGGUGGAGGCUUUGAUGAUGCUGCAGCUGCUGCUGUUGGUGCGCGAGAAUAAAUCCGAGACUGGCCAUGCCAAGCAGCAGCAGCAGCAGAAUCAACGACCAGCUCCCAAUUAGCUGAGGUCCAGUUUAUAGCCAAAUGCGAAAGCACUCUAUCCAUGACAAUUGGCCAUUGUGUAUGUUUAUUAAUUAGCUUUAAAGAGCAAUUAGCUUAAUCAGCAUUGUAUAGCGAUAUUUAGUACAUGUAAUUGUUGUAAUAUUUGUAAUUUGUGUGAUCUGUGUAAUUUGAGUGUAUCGAUUUUUUGUCUAAGAUCGCAAACAUUUCCUCUGCCUUGCAAAGGAAAUUCUUUUAUUACACUCAGGAUACUCGUAAUAUUAUUAUCAUUAUUAUUCUUAUAACUGGCCAAUCGGGCAGCUUUGUUCAAUUGUAAAUUGUUUGCUCGCGUCUUCUAUUCCCUUAAACAUAUAUUUCGAUUUAGGUGUAAAGUCAAGUGCUUCGCGUAGUUUGCUCAAUUUUAGCGCUUUGUAAUUCUAGUUUUGUUUAUAACGUGAUUGUGCAGAGCCAAUGUUUAAACUUUAAGUAGCUCUAAUUGAUAUACGUAUACACAAACUAUACUAUUUAAACAAACUGUGUAAGUUUCUAAAUAGGCAAUAAAAUCGUCUUUUAAAAGGGA